GAUAUGAAGAGGAAGGUAGAGGAGGAAGAGGGAGGAGGAGGACCUGGUCAAGAAACAAAUCGCAUGCCAGCAACAAUAGCAGGGAGGAGGAAUGGCGAGGAGGAUGGAGGAGGAAGUAGGAGGGAAGAAUGACGGGGAUGGAGGAAGGAGCACGAGGUGGGACCAAGAGGCAGGAGGAAGGAGGACAUGGUGAUAUGAAGAGGAAGGUAGAGGAGGAAGAGGGAGGAGGACCUGGUCAUGCAACAAAUCACAUGCCAGCAACAAUAGCAGGGAGCAGGAAUGGCGAGGAGGAUGGAGGAGGAAGUAGGAGGUGGAUGAAGAGAACGAGAAAAAAUAAUUUGCAUCACGUAUCCCGCGAUGAGAGGAGGGAGGAGGACGAGGAGGAAGGAGGAGGGAGGAAGAUGGCGAGAAUGAGAACAUGGAAGAAAAUAAAUUAUGUUAUGGUGUGCCACGAGGCAUGCGACAGGAGGAAGGAGGGAGAGGGAGGAAGAGGGAGGAGGGAGGAGGAAGGAGGAGGAAGGAGGGGGAUGGCGAGGGAGGAACGAGGAGUAGGAGCAGGAGGAGAAGGGAGGAGGGUGAGGAGGAUGGGAACUGGAUUAAAUAUAAACUGUGUUCCGCUGUCGCAAGUGCCAUGUGACAAGAGGGAGGAGGAGGGAGGAGGAGGAAGAAGGAUGAGGGAGGAAGGAGGAAGGAGGAAGGAGGAAGGGGGAGAAAGGAGGAAGGGGGAGAAAGGAGGAGGAAGCAGGGGGACGAGUACGAGUAGGAGCAGGAGGAGGGAGGAGGGAGGAGGGAGGAGUAUGACGGGGACGGGAACUGGAGUAAACAGAAACAUUGUGUUCUGCUGUCGGGAGGAGGAGGAGGGAGAAAGGAGGAUGACGAGGACGGGAACAGGAUGAAACAAAAACAAAUAAAGUGGGAGUGUUCCACUGUCGGGAGGAGGAGGGAGGAAGGAGGAGGAUGACGAGGAGGGGAACAGGAUGAAACAAAAGCAAAUCAAGUGG
Messenger RNA from Chara braunii, 1001 nucleotides. The record is from the annotation of a GenBank genome assembly. Lineage: Eukaryota; Viridiplantae; Streptophyta; Charophyceae; Charales; Characeae.